Manis javanica (Malayan pangolin) is the source of this 858-nucleotide messenger RNA. NCBI's taxonomy places the organism in Eukaryota, Metazoa, Chordata, Mammalia, Pholidota, Manidae. The record is from RefSeq and is a predicted model, not a curated record.
AUGGCUCUGCCCUUCUUGUUCCUCCCUGGCAGAAUAGAGUGGAAUGUCACCCGCUGGUCCAAGGGGAAGCUACGAGAGCUCCUGGUGGGAAUCAUCCUGCAGAACGAGGCUGGCUGUGAGAUUAGUGAGCUGAAGCAGGUGGAAGGCAAGACUUCCUGCAGCAGCCACAAAGGAAAGCUGAUUUUCUUUUAUGAGUGGAACAUCAUUUUGCUCAUUUUAGGUGUAAUUAAAGAAUCUGGUGCCAAGCAGAAGGGAUUGAUUGAAAUACCCAGCCUUUCUGAAGAAAAGGGUGUAGAUGGCACUGAGCGCAACAGAACAAACUCUUUAGAUUGCAACUGGGAUCUGGGAUCAGACCCGCCUCAACUGAAUGAAAGAGAUGGGGAUAUAUUGAAGGAUCUUAUAAAUGCAGGCCCCGCCAAGGUCAGGGAGGCCCUUGGAGAUUAACUGAAGGCACUUAAGACAGAAUUUACAAUGGGCAUGAUUUUACUGACAAAACUGGGACAACCCAAGGACUGGCUUUUGAGAGGAGACAGUUUGGUGCAAAAAUUUUCUGCAUCUGCUGAAUUAGAAGCUAAAAAGAGAGGGAAAUUCCAAAUGUUUGAUGGGAACAUCAUCAGUGAAUAUAUAGAAUUGUUAACAAAUGAAAAGAUAUGGACAUGCAGGAACUGGCCAGAGGUAUGUUACUAUGUGUUAACAGUUGCACUGCCCUUUGUGCCUCCUCCAGGGCAAACUGAAUUACAGUUGGACUGCAAAGGAGUUCCUGUCUGUAAGGAAGAAAACAUGACAUUCUGUUGGCAGAAGCAGCAAUCUGAAGAAAUAAAAGGCUUAUUACUGCAGCUGACAACCCUAAAUGGUUGA